This is a messenger RNA of Cylicocyclus nassatus, 384 nucleotides long. The record is from the annotation of a GenBank genome assembly. Lineage: Eukaryota; Metazoa; Nematoda; Chromadorea; Rhabditida; Strongylidae.
AGCUUUCAAUCCUCGUUGCUUGUUCCUCUAGCCAUAGGUGUUCAAUGAAUGACUUUACCAAAGAGGUCCGUUCGGAGCUUCGUUCGUUGUUGAAACGAGACAACACAAGCGUAAAAUGGGCACCUCAUUGCUCGAGCGCACAGUUCGCUUCCGAACUCUCAAAAGAAGAUAAGUUUGAUGUAAUUCGUGCAAUAAGAACAGACAACUACGCAGUCAAAUUGUUCGCAAAAGGUAAACCGCCAAGAGAAAUAGCGUUACGACUGAAUGUUACGGAACUGAAAGGAAGCAAGAACAGACUGCGCGGUGCGUGCGAAAAUGGACCUAGAAGAGCCGUCUGCGUUUUUUCACUUCAAUGAGAGCAAGUAUGCGCCAUCGUGACCACGA